Molecule: messenger RNA, 2694 nt
Organism: Westerdykella ornata
Lineage: Eukaryota; Fungi; Ascomycota; Dothideomycetes; Pleosporales; Sporormiaceae
Exons: 1
Coding region: 134-2380 (748 amino acids)
Source: RefSeq, a predicted model, not a curated record
GAAAGGCAGAGUUUCAACAUGAGGUCCUCCUUUACUGUCUUGCUAUCUGCUAUGCAACACUGAUGUAUACUGCACUGUUGCUUGAGCACGUAUUCACACCACCCAUCAUACCCCACUCUGAUCGGUCUGCAAGAUGAACGCACCUUACCCUCCGCCUCAUCUUCAACCCCAUGUUUCCAACCAGCCAACCAUGGGAGCCCAUCGUCCAACACCGCAGAUAUCCGUAUCCAGCCCAUACAACCCCCCACUGAGCCAAUGGUCCAUGAAGAAAGGAAAACACUCCUCCUGGACCGACGUGCCCGCCCAGCAGCACCAAGUCUCCAUCGCGAGCAUAAAAAAGGAGCUAGACCGCAUGCAGCGGACCAUGAAGAACGGCUCCGUCCAGCGCACCUACAACGACAUAACCUCGGAAAACGCACGCAUCAACCUCUCCCGCCUCGUCCAUGACCAGAACCUCCAGCUAUGGCAACACGAUCCUACCAUCCAAUGGGCGAUCGCCGGACUCGAGCUCGGGUGGAAACAAAUCAAUCGUCGGAUGAAGCAGCUCGUCAGCAUCGAUUUCGUGCUUCAGAUUGAGCCUCGACUGUUCGCAAGUCCCAAUCCAAAUGGGAAGGAGCACACGGGGAUGCCCGUCGGAAUGGACGAGUCUUUCCGGAUUGAUAACCAUCGUGGUUUUGGACGGGAGACCGAGUUCCGGCCGCAGCCUGGUCAGAGACACAAUCACGGGUUGGGUGGUCAUGUUGGCCCUUAUGGGGGGCCUGAAGUACACCACCAUCACCCUCAUGCUCACCUGGCCGGUCACAACCAAGCUCAGGUCUUUAUGCGUAGUUCGGCGCAAGUCCCGCUCCCUCCGCCGCCACCACCUCCGCCACCACCACCACCGCAGAAUAUGCAGCCUACUGGACCUCAUGGGUCAGCUGGCAUCAUGCAUGCAGCCCCACUAGCACCACCACCUCUUCCUCCUCCUCCUCCUCCUCCUCCACCGCCUCAACCAUCACGCGGGAAUCAGACAAAUGAGCCACAUUAUUCACAAGGAGCGUCUCAUGGCAGAGGCCAUUCGGCUGGUGGGCAUGGUGGACGAGCAGAGCCCGUCGAGAUCAUCGACGAAAGAAGCUUGAAACACCAAAAAGCGCAUAAGGCCAACAAGUCGAAGAGUCUAUCUUUGCCUGGAAAAUACCAAUCAGAUUCAGACAGCGACUCCAACAGCGACUCAAAGGCCUCGAGCAGUCACUCCUUUAGCGCAACAUCGAUUGAAGAAGAUGUCUUGAACAUCGUCCGAGGAAGGUCAAGAAGUGCUAGCAGACAUCGGAGCAAGAGUAAGGAACGGAACAAGCAAAGGAGCCGUAGCCGUGGAGGAGUCGAUAAGAUGUAUAAAACCAAGGCCUCCCACGCAAGAACCAGGUCUACAUUCGGCCCACCGCCCAUGGGCCCACAUAGCGGGAGAUCCAGCAAGGAACAUUCGCCAAAAUCGUCCAGCAGCAGCCUCCCCAAACAACAGAUCCACAUCGAGGUCAAUACUGCACCCAUGAGCGGAGGUGAAGGUAGCCGAGAGAGGCAUUCACCUCGUGCGGCUAGUCGAAUGCCUCACGAUGACCCACCGCACGUCUACGACAGCAUUCAUCACCGCGAAAGGAUCGUCGAGCGUGGCUUCAACCACGUAAAGCCCACGCAUCGGAGAUCGCUUCCAAUAUCCCCUCGUCAAACACCUACCUUCGUCGUAGAGAAAUUCCCUCCGCAUCCAAUAUCAAGGACGUCCUCAGCAGACCGCGGUAGCGACACCGUCAGUUACUACGACUCGUCCUCCUCCAUCCGGUCCCCCUCCGACAGCGUCUUCUCAGAGCCAACGCAUCGGCGAAACCGCCGUACCCGUUACAACGCCCAUCACUCCCAGAAGAAACACACUGAUUACUUCCAUGACAAACCUUACCCAAUUACGCGAUAUCGCACCAGACACCACUCACUCGACGUCGAUGACUACCCACCCAUCCCCUUCCCCCUCCAUCGCCGCAACAGCUCAGCGCACCGCCAUCUAGAUACCUUCCCUGAUACCGAGUCCGUCGCUACAUGGCCUCCACGCACCCACCACAGUACCGCUACUACAUACACACCCAAUCCCUUGGACGCCCGCCACUAUCUUCCUCCUCACCGCCCCUUUGGGUCUUACGCCCAGCGCUACCAUGCAAACCCGAAAGCUCCUCCCGAUUCUCGGCCCGGCCGCUCAGAUCCGUACAAUAUGCAAGACAUCCUUCAGGCGGGGCUUGAGGCGCUCCGCGAGAGGAAGAGUGCGGAUGCGUAUGAGUUUGCAAUGCGUGGCCAGCAGCAGAGACGUGGUUUCGGGAGGGAUCAGAGGGUGGAUAGUUGGGGGGACGGGUAUUUGUAGGGAGGGAGAUGGGGUUGGUGGGUAAGAGGGUGGUGGCUUUUUGUGGGGGUUAUGAUGGGGGGUGUUAUUUGUGAGGGUAUGGUCUUAAUUUCGUGUUGUUUUUUUGUAUGAAGCGUGCUUUGCGAAGAGGUCGUUGGGCCGGUGGGAUUUAUGCGGGCUGUGUUCUGGCGUCAUGGAAUAGGGGUUUGGAAUUACUGGCUAGUGAUGGCUGGGUGGGAAGCUUCAGGUAGUUGGUUACUUGAAUUGUAUAUAUGCGGCGCGUGCUGGAGCGUCCCAUCGUCGCCCCUGUUGUAAACACGUAAAACCGAUUACCG